CUUCUUUCACAAAACAUUUUUUAAAUCUUCAUUAUAAUUAUUAUGCACAUACAGAAGGCUGAGCUUAGUGUAGAGAACAUAUUUAGCCAGAUGGUGGCAGUGUGUUCACGCCUUUAGAAAUAGGCUCAACUUUAGUCAGACCAGACGACUAAAAUAUCUGAACUCAAAUACAGAGACUAAUUUUUAGUGGGUUUACUCAGACUAACGGCUGCAUGUUUGACAAUGUGGCAUGUAAUCCAAUGCUUUGAGAGGCAGAGAUCUCCUCAGGCGGGAUGAGUGGCGCGCUCCUUUUGUUGCACGACAUGCACGUCACUAUUUUCAUUUGUGCGCCUUUUCUAAACUCCUGGCGCGCGCGCAGAGUUUAUACCAACGACUUUCUAACGACUCACUCCUGCCAUGUAGCAAAUUUAAAAAGAAAAUCGAUGUGGAGAAGUAAUUUUAAAAAAUUAUAACGAUGCUGCUGCUGAUGAUAAUCAUAAUAAUAAUAGGUAAAACGCAAAAAUAAUAAUAAUGCAGUUCACAGGCUGCAUUUGAAUCAAGUAAUAUGUGUCAAUUCACGAGGUUUAAAAUAUAAUAAAUAAUUUAUUCCUUUUAAUAAAUUAAUUGUAAGUAAAUUAGCACCUGUCACAUUUCGCGCGGAUGUGUGGUUAAGUACACUCCUCGCGAGGGACGAUGACAUGUUCAACUCUGGAGCUCGCAGCCAAUCAGAGAGCGUCAACAUUUAAAGGGCUAUUAAGAAACAGGCACAACGGCGGAGUGCAAAGCCUACAUCUCAUUUCUCACAUUUCUUUCUACAUGACUUACUUGAAGACAGGACUGGAAUGAUACUUUGACGCAGUAGAUAUCAGGAAAUGUCUGAGUUGGUGGAUGCGCACGUUUAUCUGCUGCACUUGUUGCACUGAGGCGAACAGGCUGCUCAAUAUAACGUUAACGGACUGAGACAAAUUCACCGUUACCGACGAGCUCUUGUGUUUUCAUUUCGCAGAUCUGUAUCUUCAAAAACACUAAAUCGUGCUCACGAUGCCAGUGUUAAUGAGUCCAGAGAUUGCGAAUAGAUUCAAAGAGAGAUGGAUGAUGCUUCAUCCGGAGGAUCAGGACAAUAUCAGCGGCUCUGUUCACUUUGACGACAGUCUCACCAGCCUGCACUGGCUGCAGAACUUCUCCAUCCUCAGUGCAAAUCCUGAGCGGACUCCCAGCUCCGGCUGCCAUCCCCAACACCUCUUCUACCACAAAAACCAGCUGGGAGGCACCGACUCACCCUCCAGCCCACCUGCUGGAGAUACCGCCGCCGCAGGGAUGCCACAAACACCUGGGAAUCCCACAACGUCCUGCAGCAGUUUGGAGAAUUCAUUCGCGCACCAGCAAGCGGGACACUACAUAACGGCGCAAACAAAUGCAUCUGAGGAAUUAGACUAUAAAACAAACCGCCAUGUGAAGCCACCCUAUUCAUAUGCCACUCUGAUUUGCAUGGCAAUGCAAGCUAGCAACAAAACCAAAAUCACUCUGUCAGCCAUAUACAGCUGGAUCACGGAAAAUUUCUGCUACUACAGAUACGCGGAGCCUAGUUGGCAGAAUUCAAUCCGCCAUAACUUGUCCCUGAACAAGUGCUUCAUGAAAGUGCCCAGGCAGAAAGACGAACCAGGAAAAGGAGGCUUUUGGCAAAUCGACCCGCAGUACGCUGACAUGUUUGUCAAUGGCGUUUUCAAACGGCGGCGAAUGCCUGCCACAAACUUCAAUACCCAAAGACAGAGCAAGAUGUUAUCCUCUCCCAGCUCCUCGUACGGCUCUCAGUGCAACCAGACCGGCCAACAAAUGGGAAUCGGCCACUUCCAAGGACACAUCCCAGGAAACAAACGCAAGCAAGUCUUCCCCAAACGAGGCAGCAAGCUGGCCAGAGUCUCCAAGAGCCCUCUGUUAACCACCGACAUCAAAACUUCAGACAUACUGAGAGGAGAUUUUGACCUGGCGUCUGUUUUUGACGAUGUGCUGAGUGGGAAUGACAGCACGUUUGAGGAUUUGGAUAUCAACACAGCACUGAGCUCGUUGGGAUGCGAGAUGGAGCUAUCUUCACAGAACCAGCACGGGCCUGGCUACAGCAAUGAGGACGAACAGGCUUGUGCUUACCUCGAGGCGAACGGCAUGAUGGGAUACAACAAGGAGGACUUUCACCAACAGCACCACCAGCAGGUACAGGUCCACCCGCAAUAUUAUGAGGGAAUGUUCACAGAGCAUGUUCACCAGCAUCAGCACCCUUGGGAGAUUAAAGAGGAAGUCCAAGCCAUCCCACUUACCUUGGAUCAUGCCUAUGGGCUUUGUGAGGGAUUCUUCUCUGAGAUGCAACUCUGGGAAAGAGCAGAGUGAUAUCUGUGAACACGUCUGAAUACAUAUGCACUGUCUUUGCUCGUCUGAAGGCCUAUUGACUUUUGUUUUGCUACAUUAGCAUAAUGAAUUACUGAGGAUGUGAGAGGUUAUAUGUAAUUAUUCUUUGUACUUCUUUUGCAUUUUGCAAGAAACUUUACUGAUUCGUUUAUAAUCCCCCUUGAUCUUUGAAUUCUUUUCUUUUUCUUUUUUAAAAUUUUCUUGAGAUGGGGGACAAGUGUAGUUAUUUGGGAUAGUGACAUUUUGUUCCUUCUAAUAUAUUCAUUUUAGUUGACUUCAUAUUUUAGUUAAUGUCAUGCUUUAUAUAAGGAUAAAAAAUAAAUGUAAAUCACAUAUUUGAGGGGAAAGGGAUGCAACAAGCCAAAGUGCUUCACUAAAUCAUUUCCAGAGACAAAAUAAGCUCACACAAGCACUUUGAAACUCAGUUUGUAGCCUCAUAAUUUAGUUUCUCUCUGUUAUGAUAAUCUAUGAGAGUGCAAAGUGGGUGGCAGUCUUACGAGGCAAUGACUGUUCUAGAAGUGUACUUGUAUUGAUUCUUUGAGAAAUGGACUAAAACAUGCAACGUGAAUCAAAAUAUAUUCUGUACUUGAAUAAAAAGAUCAAUCUGUAUAACUUU
Messenger RNA from Carassius carassius (crucian carp), 2995 nucleotides. Its product is annotated as forkhead box protein J1-B-like. Gene Ontology annotation, molecular function: sequence-specific DNA binding; DNA-binding transcription factor activity. The record is from RefSeq and is a predicted model, not a curated record. The transcript is spliced from 3 exons. NCBI's taxonomy places the organism in Eukaryota, Metazoa, Chordata, Actinopteri, Cypriniformes, Cyprinidae. The coding region runs from base 1021 to 2361 and encodes 446 amino acids. Gene Ontology annotation, biological process: regulation of DNA-templated transcription.